CGAAAGCUUCGGUCCUCCCGACAAUUAUCUCAUCAAUGAAAUGCGUCAAUAAAUAAGUGAACCUUUGUUGCCCAAGGGAUACUUUGCACUGUUGGUUUUGGAAAGACUCCGCCAACAUGCCGGGCACUUCUAGGAUGCCAGUAAGCCUGCGUAAUAGCCUCAAUGUCAAGAAGGGCAGUUCCAGCAGCCAAUUGCUGUCACUGAAUAUUGAUCUGUUUCGCAAUAUCAUCUUCUUUCUCUUCUUGCUGCGAUGGACAAGAAAGGGACUGUUGAAGCUUAAAGGGAGAGGGGUAUUCGGCACAAUCCUGGAUGCCUAUAUCUCCAUCCGACGAACGCUGUAUGGCUACUUCCUCCGCGCGCCGGGUGUUCGAUCGCAGGUGCAGAAGCAAGUCAAUGAAGCCAUUACCAAGUUGCAAGGGAAGCUUGUUCCGUCAGGGCCCGGAGUGACGAAAUAUGUGAAUCUACCAAAGGAUGGGUGGACGGAAGAGGCAGUAUUGAAGGAGCUGGAAGCUCUGGCAACGAUGGACCACACACGAUGGGAAGAUGGUUAUGUUUCGGGAGCCGUGUAUCACGGAGGGGACUCAUUGAUGAAGUUACAGACCGAGGCAUUUGGGAAGUUCACAGUAGCCAACCCCAUACAUCCAGAUGUGUUUCCGGGGGUCAGGAAGAUGGAGGCAGAGAUCGUGGCUAUGGUCCUGGCCAUGUUCAAUGCGCCGCCUGGAGCAGCAGGUGUCACCACCAGUGGAGGUACCGAGUCUAUUCUUAUGGCUUGCCUGAGCGCGAGGCAAAAGGCGUAUGCUGAGAGGGGCGUCACUGAGCCAGAAAUGAUUCUCCCAGAUACAGCACACACAGCUUUCCGUAAGGCAGGCGAAUACUUUGGUAUCAAGAUCCAUCUAGUUUCCUGCCCUGCACCAUCAUAUCAAGUUCACAUUCCAAGUGUGUCUCGCCUUAUCAACAGCAACACAGUUCUCCUUGUUGGGUCAGCACCCAAUUUCCCGCAUGGCAUCAUCGAUGAUAUAUCCGCGCUCUCCAGACUUGCAUUGAAGCGCAACAUCCCUCUCCACGUUGACUGCUGUCUUGGAUCUUUCCUCGUCCCCUUCCUCGACAAGGCAGGGUUCGAAACCGAGCUCUUCGACUUCAGACUCAAGGGCGUGACCAGUAUAAGCUGCGACACACACAAGUACGGCUUCGCCCCCAAGGGCAACUCAACAGUCCUGUACCGCACCUCAGCUCUCCGAACCUACCAGUAUUUCAUCUCCCCCGACUGGUCCGGCGGGGUCUACGCCUCUCCCUCCAUCGCGGGCUCCCGGCCCGGCGCCCUGAUCGCCGGCUGCUGGGCAAGUCUGAUGAACGUGGGUGAGACGGGCUACAUCGAAGCGUGCCACACGAUCGUCGGGGCAGCGAAGAAGAUCAUCGGCGCGAUCCAGGAGAACCCCGGAUUGAACAGCGACCUCCAGAUUAUGGGCCGACCGCUCGUCUCGGUCGUGGCCUUCACGUCGAAGACGCUCAACACGUACGACAUCGCCGACGCCAUGUCGGCCAAGGGCUGGCACCUCAACGCGCUGCAGAGCCCGCCCGCCAUCCACGUCGCGGUCACGCUGCCCAUCGCCAAGGUGUGGGAGAAGCUGGUCGCGGACCUCGAGGCCGUCGUCGAGGCCGAGAAGGAGAAGGAGCGCGUGCGCGUCGCCGAGGGCAAGGGCGCUAAAGGGAAGGCCAUGGGCGACAGCGCCGCUCUGUACGGUGUCGCCGGCAGCCUACCGAACAAGAGCGUCGUAGUCGACCUCGCGGCCGGCUUUCUGGAUACGCUGUAUAAAGUCUAGAACCCCCCUCUUUUGUUACUGCCCAAAUAUAUGUAUAUUAAUUAUAGUACACCAUAGUAUAGUAGUAUAAAAUGGGCGUUGGGAUUCAGCU
Messenger RNA from Amorphotheca resinae ATCC 22711, 1911 nucleotides. RefSeq lists its product as hypothetical. The record is from RefSeq and is a predicted model, not a curated record. Gene Ontology annotation, biological process: sphingolipid catabolic process; carboxylic acid metabolic process. Lineage: Eukaryota; Fungi; Ascomycota; Leotiomycetes; Helotiales; Amorphothecaceae. The transcript has 3 exons. Gene Ontology annotation, cellular component: endoplasmic reticulum. The coding region runs from base 117 to 1820 and encodes 567 amino acids. Gene Ontology annotation, molecular function: pyridoxal phosphate binding; sphinganine-1-phosphate aldolase activity.